This is a messenger RNA of Setaria italica (foxtail millet), 2248 nucleotides long. RefSeq names its product serine/threonine-protein kinase D6PK. NCBI's taxonomy places the organism in Eukaryota, Viridiplantae, Streptophyta, Magnoliopsida, Poales, Poaceae. The transcript has 3 exons. Bases 276 to 1997 code for a protein of 573 amino acids. Gene Ontology annotation, cellular component: plasma membrane; nucleus; cytoplasm. Gene Ontology annotation, biological process: protein phosphorylation. The record is from RefSeq and is a predicted model, not a curated record. Gene Ontology annotation, molecular function: ATP binding; protein serine/threonine kinase activity.
UUUUUAGGUUUCCUCCCAUUCAUUCGCCCUUCCAUUUCCCCUCCACUGCGCUGCCACCCCCCCUCCCCGUGGGGAACCACCCUCCUCGAUCCCCUCCCGAACCCACUGGCGGCGGCGGCGGAGGCGGAGGCGAGUGGCGACGGCGAACUUCCCCGAGACCGCACCUACUCGGAUUGGAUUUUGCCUCCGCGGUUCCUGAUUGGUUAGUCGCCGCGGCGAUGGCAGGAGGGGCGUGGUGGUCUCCAUAGGGAAUUCUCGAUUGCGUCCGUGUCGUGAUGGCUUCGGCUGCCGCUCCUGAGGUCAUCGCGGAGAAGAAAUGCGGCAAAACCGUCGCGGGUAACGCCGCACCAUUGACUUCCCAAGGACAUUCCAAAGAAUCGGCUGAGAACGCCAGCAAACUGGGGCCUGCUUCGCUGAGUGAAAUCACGGACGGCGAUGCGCCUACAUCCAUUGGGGUGAGAGAAAGCAGCAAGGAUAUCAGCGAUUCUGCUGAUGGUUCUGUGAAGCUGGAUGACAGUGAAGAUGCUGAGAAGAGCUCGCUGCGGGGUAGCGUUAAGGAUAGCUCAGUGUCAGCUAAAUGCAGCGACAGGGGGAGCAGCCUGUCAAAAGCAAGCGGGAGCGCCAAGGUCAGCGACCAAGCUGCUGAUAUGAUUGAGAGCGGCAAGAGUAGCCUCUAUCGGGCCAGUGGUGGUAGUGAUGUGAGCGAUGAGAGCACCUGCAGCAGCAUAUGCAGCAGUGUCAGCAAGCCUCACAAAUCGAAUGACUCAAAGUGGGAAGCCAUUCAGGCGGUCCGAACAAAAGAAGGCUCAGUAGGUCUAGGUCAUUUCAGGCUGCUCAAGAGGCUUGGCUGUGGUGACAUUGGCAGCGUGUAUUUGUCAGAGCUUAGUGGCACGAAAUGCUACUUUGCUAUGAAAAUUAUGGACAAGGCAUCUCUAGCAAGCCGCAAAAAGCUGCUGAGGGCACAGACUGAAAGGGAGAUAUUGCAGUGCCUGGACCAUCCUUUUCUUCCAACAUUGUAUACUCACUUUGAAACGGACAAGUUCUCAUGCUUGGUUAUGGAGUUCUGCCCUGGAGGUGACCUGCAUACCCUAAGGCAAAAGCAGCCUGGCAAGUAUUUCCCCGAACAAGCUGCCAAGUUUUAUGUAGCAGAGGUUCUUCUGGCUCUGGAAUACCUGCACAUGCUUGGUAUCAUAUACCGUGAUUUGAAGCCAGAGAAUGUUCUUGUGAGAGAAGAUGGCCAUAUCAUGCUGUCGGAUUUUGAUUUGUCCCUCCGAUGUGCUGUGAGCCCUGCACUUCUGAGAUAUUCUAAUCCCAGUGCUGAUAACCAAAAGGGCAAUCCAGCUUACUGUGUGCAGCCUGUGUGCAUUGAGCCAGCCUGCAUUCAGCCAUCUUGUGUUACGACGACCACAUGCUUCUCUCCUCGCUUUUUCUCCUCCAAGUCCAAGAAAGAGAAAAAGGAGAAGAAGGCAAAGGCAGACUUGGCAAAUCAGGUCAGACCACUUCCUGAGCUUGUUGCAGAGCCGACUGAUGCAAGGUCUAUGUCUUUUGUUGGCACCCAUGAGUACUUGGCACCUGAGAUUAUAAAGGGCGAGGGGCAUGGAAGUGCUGUGGACUGGUGGACAUUUGGGAUAUUCUUGUAUGAACUUCUUUUUGGCAAGACUCCAUUCAAAGGUUCUGGCAAUAGGGCGACUUUGUUCAAUGUAGUUGGACAGCCCUUAAGGUUCCCAGAAUCACCAGUAGUGAGUUUCGCUGCAAGGGAUCUUAUUAGGGGGUUGCUCAUCAAGGAACCGCAGCAUCGAUUAGCUUAUAAGCGUGGAGCCACAGAAAUAAAACAGCACCCCUUCUUCGAAGGUGUUAACUGGGCACUGAUAAGGUGCGCCACACCACCAGAUAUCCCCAAGCCAGUCGAGAUCCCUCGUUCAGUAGCCUCGUCAAGCCAGAAGGCUACAUCAGCAGCUGAGAAAGGUUCAGACUAUCUUGAAUUGGAGUUCUUUUAGUGGAGAGUCAUCUAUAAUCUCCCAUGUGCAAGUUGUAAAGUUCAUCCUUUUCCCCUUAGACUUAUUUUUCUCUCUCUGGAUCCUAAUAACUUUAUAUGUAGAUGCAUAUGGUCCCUAGUGCCGUUCUCUUUCAGUUUGGCUUGCAGUCCAUUUCAUUAGAUGGGAGCCUCUACCCGGUGGAGUUUGUAAUCUGUCAUUGGUUACCUUGCACUAGGUUCUCUCAAUAACAUGGAAACAUUUUUCGUUCGAUA